Aedes aegypti (yellow fever mosquito) is the source of this 9152-nucleotide messenger RNA. RefSeq names its product serine/threonine-protein kinase mig-15 (gene msn). The coding region runs from base 1279 to 6003 and encodes 1574 amino acids. Gene Ontology annotation, molecular function: protein kinase activity; ATP binding. Lineage: Eukaryota; Metazoa; Arthropoda; Insecta; Diptera; Culicidae. The transcript has 18 exons. The record is from RefSeq and is a predicted model, not a curated record. Gene Ontology annotation, biological process: protein phosphorylation.
GAAAAGCAUUUUCUUUAUCCCGGUCGGAUUUUGAAUCGCGUCGCGAAAACGGGAUUUUCAGGGUGGAGAUUUUCCCGGAGCAGAAAAUUAGUAAUCGUCGACAGUGAAAAAAUCAGUGCUGGAAGAUUUUUCCCCCGCCACCCUUCGUCUCACCCACUCAUCCGCCGCAAAUCGGUGUGCGAUUCCCGUUUUUGUGUUUCCACACAAGAAAAGAGGAGUGGUUGCGGUGGUGUGAGUGGAUCUCUCCCUCGCCCGUGGUGGUGUUGGUGAACGCCGUCUCCGUUUUUUGGCGUGCGGGUGUGUUAGUGCAUGUAGGAUUGUGUAUUUUUGUGUGAGAUUUUCUGAUUAAUCAGAAUUUCGAGUCUCGUCGGGAGGAAAUUUUUGCCGUACUGCAGUCCGUCGCGCGAAUCGGGAUUGUUUUAAAUGUGAUUUCGAGCCAGGAAGUGCCCGGAUUAUCGUCGGUGGCCAGUGUGGAUAUUUCGGGAGUUUAAUAGGGAGAAAAUCAGCAGUCAGUAGCAGAAGCAGCAGGAAGAAUAUACGGUGGCAAUUUGGAAUAAAAUAAUGUUUUCAAUUUGUGGAACCGAUUGAUCCUGUUCCGGGUGUUGUGUUUCCGUCGGGGUGUCCCCGGGAGGUCACCGGUUACGAUUCACUUCCUGUAGUUGGAGAUUGAAUUGGAUUUCGUGAAGAAGUGCAAGUGGAUUGCGGAGAAGGAUCUUGAAGAACCGGAAGAAUCUCGGGUCUCUGCCGUCGUCGUCGUGAGUGAUUCCGGGAGUGGUGUUCCGCUUGGAAUAAGUCCUGUGUCAAACCCAACCGCCCUCGGAGGUGUGAAGUGCGAAUAUAUCUAAAGUGCCCAGCAAUACUGUCUGUGGUGAAGAAUAUUCAUCCCUUGGCUCUGGAGAAGGCAGGCCAGUUUAGUUCAGUGAAGAAAAAUCAACACACAUCAUCCGCCGCGAACCGAAACGAAUACAUUCUCGCAGGAAGUUGUUCCCUAUAGAGUCGAUUCUCACUCACAUUCAGAAGAACCGUCGUGGAGGUGCGUUCUGUUACCCGAGAUAGCAUUUCGGGAAUAAUAUCGGUUCGGUUCGCUCUGUGGUGUGGCUUUUGGAUAUUCCACCACCACGACACACAGCGACACAAACCAUCAUCCGUAAUCAUUGUCAUUGCGGGGCAGCCGUCAUUGAGCGCCGCGCCAUCAGUAGACUAAGCAGAGAACCAGAAGUGUAGUAGCAGCAGACACAGGGAAUCGACGUCGACGACAACGACGACGAUUACGUCAAAAUGGCGCAUCAAAUGAUGCCCCAGUCGGUGAACUGCUCACUGGACGAUAUCGAUCUGAAUGCACUGAAGGACCCAGCUGGAAUCUUCGAACUGAUCGAAGUGGUCGGAAAUGGAACCUAUGGACAGGUUUACAAGGGUCGCCACACAAAGACUGGACAACUCGCUGCCAUUAAGGUGAUGGACGUCACCGAAGAGGAGGAGGAGGAAAUCAAACUGGAGAUCAACGUGCUCAAAAAGUACUCCAACCACCGGAACAUUGCCACGUACUAUGGUGCAUUUAUCAAAAAGACCUCGGCCGGCAAGGACGACCAGCUGUGGCUGGUCAUGGAGUACUGCGGGGCCGGUUCCGUGACCGAUCUGGUCAAAUCGACCAAAGGCCAGAGCCUCAAGGAGGAAUGGAUCGCCUACAUCUGCCGGGAGAUCCUGCGGGGGUUGAGCUAUCUGCACACGAACAAAGUGAUACAUCGGGACAUCAAGGGCCAGAACGUGCUCCUGACGGACAACGCCGAGGUCAAACUGGUGGACUUUGGCGUGUCGGCACAGUUGGACAAAACGAUUGGCCGGAGGAACACCUUCAUCGGCACACCGUACUGGAUGGCCCCCGAGGUGAUCGCUUGCGACGAGAACCGGGACGCCACCUACGACAAUCGGUCCGAUCUGUGGUCGCUGGGUAUCACCGCGUUGGAGAUGGCCGAAUCGCAACCUCCCCUAUGUGAUCUGCACCCGAUGCGGGCCCUGUUCCUCAUUCCGCGGAAUCCACCGCCACGACUGAAAUCGAAAAAGUGGUCCAAAAAGUUCCACGGAUUCAUCGAUACGGUGCUAGUGAAAGACUAUCAUCAACGGCCUUACACGGAACAGUUACUGAAGCACCCGUUUAUCAAGGAACAGCCCACGGAACGGCAGGUGCGGAUACAGCUGAAAGACCAUAUCGAUAGGUGUAAGAAACGCAAACAGGAGAAGGAACGCGAUGACUACCGGUACUCGGGUUCGGAGAACGAGGAAGAGGAACUGCCGACGGCCGGUGAGCCGUCGUCCAUCAUUCAGGCGCCCGGUGGCGAUACGCUUCGGAGAAACUUCCAGCAGAUCCAGGAGGGUCGGACGCUGAUGCAGAGUGUCGAACAGCAACAACAACAGCAGCAGCAACAACCACCGCCGAACGCCAACCGAAAUCAGAAACCGCAAUCGCGAGAUGACCGAAGUAAACAGCAAUCGGUGGAGGAACCGGGACCUCCCUCGCGGCCAGCACUACCUCAGCGGCUGAUAGUGGUCCCGGAUCCGCCGGCCAAUGCGAACGCCAACCGGCCACUACCUCCGACGCCCCGGUCCGGCAGCAGUUCAUCCCAGUCACCGUCCCAGCAACAGCAGCAGCCAUCUUCCCAGCAACCAACGCCCCAGCAACCGCCCCGUAACUCCCAGAACAUCUUCAAACCAAUGCUGCCGCCACGACGACCAGAGGAUUUGGACAUGUUAGCCGCACAACUAAAUGAAUUGGGCGUCUCCCAACAGUCACAGCAAGCACAGCCGGAAGCGCCACCACGAAGCAACCGGCAACCACCGCAACAGCCGUCAUCGCAGCAAUCCGGUGGCAUCGGAGGCGGCGGCAGCAGCAACAGUGGUAAGCCCAUCAUGGGUAUUGCCGCGUCCAACGGUAGCAGCAACAACAACAACAACAAUAACAACAACCACCACCAUGGGCCGCCGGUCAACCCGCUGGAUCCGAUCGAAAGCUCCGACUCGGACUCGGAACCGGAAGAACCGAACGAUCGGGCGCGGAACGACGGUACGCUGCUGGCCAGCGAUCCGCCCAAGCCACUUCCCGAAUUCUCCUAUAGGCCCGGCGGACUGGGAGUGCUGGCCGAGUCGGACCAGAACAACCAAUCGUCGACGCAGACGACGACGACGACGCCCGGUGGCAGCAACAGCGGUGUGCUCUCGCCGCCUAGUGGCGGACCUCCGAACCGACCGCUGCCACCGACGCCCGACGAUGACGACGCCCAGGGCGACCGGACGCUGAUCAAGAGGAGCUACGAUAACAAAUCGUCCUCAUCGAUCGGGACCACAACGUCCUCCGCCUCGACUGGAUCGACUCAAUCCGAAAGCGAGGAAGCCGUUCUGCUGCGAGACUGGGACUUUGAGCGAUUCUUCCCUUCGAACGAGCGCCCUCAGCGAGCAUCCCUCCCGCAGCAACGUCACUCCAUGUCGGACAAAUCGUCAUCUUCGUCGCCGGCAGAUUCCAACGGACGCCUUAACGCCAACGGGUUGAACAAGCUGCGCAAGGAACGGGAAAAUAGCAAAACUUCCAACCUGGCGUACGCCGAGAAGAAAAAGGUCGAAGAAAUGAACAACAGAAUACGGCUGGAGGAGCGAGUCAAGAGCGAAAUCUUCGCUCGCCAGUAUCGCAAUCAGCAAUCUCCCGGCAAGUCCAGUUCCAGCUCGUCUUCAUCAACCGUCACCAAUCAGUCGCCUCAGUUCCUUGCACCGCAAUCUCACAAACGUCAGGAGUCUGACUCUAAACUCUCGCUCAACUUUGUCCGGGGAUUCCGCCGGGAGAACUCCGACUUCUUCCCACUGUCCAAGCGACACUCGGCCAUUCUCGGCGAACAGCUGACGCCUAGUGGCGGAAGCAGUUCCAAGCAAAUGUCCUCCAGUGCCAUCCAGCCACAGCAACGUUCCAGUGCCAUAUUCUCGCGCAAUCGCAACAAGGGAGAACCCAUCCUAACGGACUUCACCGUCACCAAACGAGGUGAUGGGGACGAACCGCGACCUCGCACUCCCCCAAGACCGUCAAACCAAACCGCCAAUCCGCAGCACGCAACGCCUGCAUCGCGGCAAGCCACUGCCACGCCCUCAGUACGGAAUCUCGACUUCCUACGACCUCGCCGGGAGAAAACCGAAUCGGUCAUCUUUGUACGCAAUUCGCCCACGCGGCAGCAGCUGUUCGACAGCCAGAACCGCGGUGGCGAGAACAGCAGUUUAGGAACGCCCGGUCAGCGUACGAGCAGUGUCCUCCCGGAUCUGCUGAGUCAGGCAUCCCCGGCCACACCGCCACGACAUGACAAAUCCGCCAGCGAAGAGUACCGAGCAGCCGUCAGUUCCUCCGCCCAAUCCACACCAUCCAAGUCCUUCAUCGCCGUUGCGAGCGGUGGAGUCAACAUCAACAACAACAACAUCAAUAUCAAUAAUUUUAACCAUCAACAUAGUAGUAGUAACAAUGUCAGCCAUUACCUUGCGCCUUCCAGUGCUGCUGGAGCGGGAGGAGAAGGAGGGGGAAGACCAGCGGGAAACAACAAUUCCUCGCCGCACUCGACGGUGUCGAAUUCGUCCUCUUCCUCCCACCAUAACAGUCCCAACCAUUCAAUUAACAUUAGAAAUCUAAACAACCACAACAAACUUCUACAUGGUAGUAGCAAUAAUAACAAUCAUAUACCUCUCCAUUAUCAAAUGAACCAACCAAAUCACCACCACCACCAUCACCAUCAACUCCAACAACAACACCAACUGUUGCACCAUCAACAAUCGCAACCCGCCUCGCUGAACUCCAUCUCCGGUGCUUCCGGGGCCACUUCCGGUGCUGCUCCUCCGCCGUUGCCCCCGUUUGCCCUGGCCCUGCAACAGAAGCAACGAAGUUUCCUCACGUUCGGGUUCAGUGCCGGAUCCGGAGGUUCCGGGGCGGCCCGGCGGGAAAGUCACGUCAACGUGAACGUCACUCCCACGUCGCACGAUGCCGCCUCCGAUACGCCCGAGAUCCGCAAGUACAAGAAACGCUUCAACUCGGAGAUCCUCUGCGCGGCGCUGUGGGGCGUCAACCUGCUGAUCGGCACCGAGAACGGGCUUAUGCUGCUGGAUCGGUCCGGACAGGGCAAGGUCUACCAGCUGAUAUCGCGAAGGCGAUUCCAGCAGAUGGAGGUGCUAGAGGGACAAAACAUUCUGGUGACCAUAUCCGGCAAAAAGAAUCGAGUGCGUGUUUACUACCUGUCAUGGCUCAAGUCCAAAAUCCUUCGGACCGAUGGAAUGGGAGAUCAACAAGUCGAACGCCGCAACGGAUGGAUCAACGUGGGUGACCUGCAGGGGGCAGUCCACUUCAAGAUCGUCAAGUACGAACGGAUCAAGUUCUUGGUCAUCGCGCUCAAGGAUUCGAUCGAAAUCUACGCGUGGGCGCCCAAGCCCUACCACAAGUUCAUGGCAUUUAAGAGUUUCGCUGAACUUAUGCACCGCCCACUGCUCGUUGACCUGACCGUCGAGGAGCAAACGCGACUGAAGGUGAUCUACGGUUCGGCGGAAGGCUUCCACGCGGUUGAUCUCGACUCGGCCAUCGUCUACGACAUCUAUCUUCCUAAACAUACUCAGGGUCCAAUUUCACCGCACUGCAUCGUCACGCUGCCAAACUCCAACGGAAUGCAGCUGCUGCUGUGCUACGACAACGAAGGCGUCUACGUCAACACCAUGGGUCGGGUAUCGAAGAACAUUGUCCUGCAAUGGGGCGAAAUGCCGACUUCGGUCGCGUACAUCGGUACCGGUCAGAUCAUGGGCUGGGGCAACAAGGCAAUCGAGAUCCGUUCGGUCGAAACCGGUCACCUUGACGGGGUGUUCAUGCACAAGAAAGCCCAACGCCUCAAGUUCCUCUGCGAGCGGAACGACAAGGUGUUCUUCAGUAGUGCCAAAGGUGGGUCGUCCUGUCAGAUCUACUUCAUGACGCUGAACAAGCCCGGUAUGGCCAACUGGUAAAAAAAAGUCGGGAACUACACCGCGGAAAACCCCUACAAUCCACAAGCACGGGGAGUUUCCAGAUUUUAGGCAUUAGGAUGAGUGCACUGUGAAGCGGCGAGGAGCGUGCGAAAGUGUGAAAGAGAACGAGAGCUUGCGAUGGUGUGCGCUAGAUGGCGGAAGCAUUAUUACUCCUACUAUUAUGCAACACACAGACACAGACGGAUACCCUGUUAGUUAAGGUAAGAAUUGCGUUUCUGAACAAAUUUCGCAAACAAAAAGCUACAAAUCAAGUUAGAUCGAAUAAUUUAGAAACCGUAAAAUCGGAAAAUCUGCGCCGGAUUGAUGUGAAUCGUGUUUAGUAAAGCAAGUAUACAGUCGUAUAUAUUAAUUAUACUGUUUAAGAGAGAAAAAGUAAAUCCGCACACGAGUAAACGAUAAUUAUAUUACCGUUGCCCAGAACCGGAAAACAGCAGUCUCUUUUUUAGUGUCCCCUAGCUUUCUCUCCACUCGCCAGUUCGUUUUGCGGGGGCAUUUUGCAAUUGUUAGAUAGCUUGGUGCGGUUUUGCCUUCUUAGCAUUGUGCUGUGUAAAUAUAAAUUUAUAAACAUCCUUUAGCUAUUCUAUUCGCAACGACACCGAACCCGACACAACUGUUUGCGUGACGUCAAAAUUCAGGAACAAACUAAAACGUCGAACAAAUCAUGUGAUUAUUUAUUUGGAAUUAAUUGCUGUUUUGGGAUUCGCAGAUCCUGGGCAAAUGAGUUUUAAUAAAUGGAAAAAAAAAUCCGCUUUACUCGGCAAAUCUAAUCCAAAUCUGACUCCGCAGAAUUUUAAAACGACUACAAUUCUAGAUGGGCAGUCAGUGGACAACUACAAUUAGUAUUCGCGGUUUUUGGAAUAUCAUCAGUCGACAGUUUAGUUGACGCCUUGACACAGAUUAUAUUAUAUUUUUGUUUGUUUUUUUUUAUACAUAGAAAUGCUUAUUUUUAUACAAUCGCCCAUACUUUAUGCAUCAGAAUUAUAUUUUUUAUUGAUUGUUUCCUAUUUUUACGAUUGAACAAAAUACGCUCUACUAUUAUAUACUUUCUCGCUUAUAAUCGUGCUGUAUAAAUGAGAUAAGCUGAAUAAUUUAAUUAUGUAUUUGGUGUAUACCUCCCUUAAUCGCUUGCCCAUACGAUCGCAGCAAUCAAGGUUAAGCAUUUUAAUGGAUUUUUUCUCUUUGGAAUCAAGCCAAUUGGUCGUUACGGGUGUUCCGAGUAGACUUUGCAUGAACUUCGGUGAAAUAUCCAUCCGCAUUCGCCUUAAGUUUGGUCAUUAUGUGAAAUGACCCACAUUUCCUCGAAAAUGACCCCUCGGUCCCUAGCAACGAAUCAAACGAAGGACGAAUGUAAGUUUUCGUACUAUAGAGACAGUCAUACAUUUAAAAUAAAUUGACAUUUCUGUUGAAAGUCUUUCCUGUUUUUUAUUCUGUUCAAUAACGGUUGAGCUGUUUCACCGAAUGAUCUCCCGAACGGAAUCAGACGAACGAAACGACUCACUCCCGUUUCUAAUAAGUGCCAUUUUCUACUACUUUUACCUAUACCUUUUUUCCUGUGUGCAAUAAUCUACUCAGUAAUCAGCAAAACACCCAUUUCAAUCCGAUCCCUAUGUUGGUGCGAUCCCAGAUUGAAACGUAAAAAUCGUCGUCAACUUUUGCGCCUAGGUCAAUCUUACAGUGAAUAACAAUAAAAACAAAAGUCUGAUCUUUAACUAUAUCUUUAAAUUCUAUCCUACCACAACGUGGCCGUUUGCCGGAUUGCCGUUUGGUCGACACGAAUUAUGCCAGAUGGCUUAACCAUUUGUCUCGACAGAACGUGCGUCCAGGCGGCCAUUUUCAAUUUUAAAUCCAAAAUCUCUUGCUUUAGAGAGAAUGAGGAAUCGAGUUACACCCACAAUAGAGAAUGCAAUUCCAAAUGCAAGUUUAGAAAAAAAAAAUCAAACAUUAACGAUACAGUGAAGUGCACAUUUAGUAAAACAAAACAGCAAAGUAAAGUUGAAUUAGCAGAUAACGACUCAACAAUAGGUAACUUAAUAAGACGAUACAAGUUAGAUACAAUUUUUAAACAGAUCAAAUCAAUCAAGGACAACACCCGUGGGAAAGAAUAAAAUAGGACUAAAACAAACGAAAGAGUAGUGAGAGAAAACAGUUUUUAUGGGUUCAAUCGCCAUACCGAAAAAUAGGGAGAAAGGAUCGUGUAAUGAAAUGCCUUCAACCAACAUUAAACAAAAAGAGACACAAACAAAAAAAAACAUAAACAGUGAUAGGAAAAAAAUAAUAAUCAACCAUAAUCGCAGCAUCGCUAAUAUAAUGUUUUAUUUUAAUCCAGUUUUCAAAUACCCAUUUCGUUAAAAAUAAUUUUACCUACAUGUGCUAAACACAACGCAUUUUGACGUUUAUGUCGCCAUUUCUAAUAAAUCCCUGUCUACGAAUCAAAUGAAUACACCCAUACCCAUACACGCACUCACUAAAACACACUGAAAUAUUAGUAUUCUAAGAAACAAACAAAAACACCCAUGCGCAGGUUUAUCUUCCCCAUAUCUUUAUUAUUGUAGAAUUCACUGAAAAUCACACAUCCUCAUUAGAAAAACACUAAAAAUCACACUCGUACACGAACAUUUUCAAAAUUUUGGUUGUAUGUGAGAUAUGAAUAUGAAAAGAAUUCAAGUUUAAACACACACAAACGAACGCAUCUCACUUAACCAACCAAACAAAACGUAUUCAUUCUAGUUCACUCUAUCAUUGAUCGAAAACAUUUACAAAAAAAAACAUACUAAUAGAAGAAGAAUAAAAACAAGCAGAGAAAAAUACAAACAACACUUUUUAAAACGAUCAAUAAACAGAAAACAAAAGAAUAAAUAUUAAACAAAGAGGGCAAAUAAACGAAUUGAACAUUGUUGAAAAGAGACGUGGGAAGCUUAGAGGGCAAGAACAGAAGCAUAACAACAUCGACCGAAACUUACGCGUUCAUCUUAUUUGGUGCGCCGACCAUUUGCUCGGAAGCAUAAAACAACUUGAGUAGUGGAAGCAAAUGUCGAACACAGCGCGCGCAGUACACAGCAGGAAAUUUUGCAAACAUAAACAGAUGUGAGAGGAUUAUAAGAAAGAGAGAAAGAGAAAGCAAAAAAAAA